Mesocricetus auratus (golden hamster) is the source of this 1554-nucleotide messenger RNA. RefSeq names its product V-set and immunoglobulin domain containing 4 (gene Vsig4). The record is from RefSeq and is a predicted model, not a curated record. Bases 43 to 1053 code for a protein of 336 amino acids. Gene Ontology annotation, biological process: negative regulation of interleukin-2 production; negative regulation of complement activation, alternative pathway; negative regulation of macrophage activation. Lineage: Eukaryota; Metazoa; Chordata; Mammalia; Rodentia; Cricetidae. The transcript is spliced from 7 exons. Gene Ontology annotation, molecular function: complement component C3b binding.
CUAGCAGUCACCAGUGUUUCCAGUCUCUUCAGCAUCAGGAGGAUGGAAGAAAGAACAACAUUGGCUUCACAUAGGAUGGAAAUCUCGUUGGUCCUGCUACUCCUGAGCCAACUAAUAUUGUUCACCUAUGGCCAUCCCAUCCUACAAGCGCCAGAGAGUGUGAUAGGGACCUGGAAAAGGGAUGUGACACUUCAUUGCAACUAUGUUCCCCUGAGAGGCUACAGUCAAGUUUUGGUAAAAUGGCUGGUACAGCGUGGCUCUGACCCAGUCACCAUCUUCCUACGGGACUCCUCGGGAGACCAUAUCCAGCAGGCAAAAUACAUAGGCCGCCUAAAAGUGAGCCACAACAUUCCAGGGGAUGUGUCUCUCCAACUGAAUGUCCUACAGAUGGAUGACAGGAGUCACUACACAUGUGAGGUUACCUGGCAGACCCCUGAUGGAAAUCAAGUGAUGAGGGAUAAGAUUAUUGAGCUCCGUGUCCAGAAAUACUCCUCCAAUCCACGUAUAAUUAAUACUGAACCUCUUACAACCAUUCAAUCCUCUUUGGAAGCAGCAACUAGCAUGAAAUCAACGUGUGACUGGACCACUAAGAUGAAUGGAAAGCCUGAGAGGACCACACCUGGCCCAGUGAAUGGAAAACAUGAGAGGACCACACCUGGCCCAGAGAAUAAAAAGCACGAGAAGACCAUUGCUGGCCCAAAAAGGGACCUGACAAUCUCUGCCAUCAUAUGCAUCGUCGCUCUUUGCUGCAUAGUGGUUGUCACCAUAGCUUAUAUCAUGUUCUGCUGCAGAACAUUCCGACAAGAACAUGUCUAUGAAGUGAGAAGGGUGUGUGCCAAGGAAACCAACAACUCUGAAGAAACAACCUUCGAGAAUGGGUUCUUCAGUGUUGCACCAGAUUCCCAUGCUCUGAUCAAUGACUAUUCUGAUGAGCCCUGCCUGGGACCGGAGUACCAAAUCACCACGCAGUUCAACAAUGACUCUUCCUGCCUUUUUCACACAGUUCCCAGAAACUCUGAAGUUCUUGCUACUGAAGACAAUAGCAUCAGCUAAAAUGCCCCACUAAGGAAGGUUUACUAACAUAAUUGCUUAUGACUUAUUUCAUUCUUGCCUUCAGCAUAGCUUUCUUCCUUGCUUCCUUUCUUCCUAGAUAACCUAAAGUAUCAACUCUGCGAGUGUUGGAGCCACUGGAAAAUCCUGGUUUGGCUAAGAAUUUACUUAUGCACCUCAAGAAAGCUAGCUUCUGCAUUUACCCUGAACCUUUCUAUGUUCCAGCCUGGGGCCUCCAAAACUCCUAUGCAAACACCAGAGAAAUUCCCAUAGCACUAGAGGUUCUCCUUAAUGUCUCAAAGCAUCACCAGAAAAGCAGAUGAGGCUCAGUCUUACCAACUCAAACAAUAAUCUAUGUCCAUCAUUGCAUCCCUCUCUCUAGUGCCAGAGGACUUUUAAUUAAUACUGCUAAAUCACAGGCCAAGGUACAGAUCUGUUCCUAAACUUUGAAUCUAGUGCUCCUGUAUUCUUUUGGUAUUAAUAAAUAUUUUGUCGUGACAGCAA